Molecule: messenger RNA, 2136 nt
Organism: Glycine soja
Lineage: Eukaryota; Viridiplantae; Streptophyta; Magnoliopsida; Fabales; Fabaceae
Product: UDP-glycosyltransferase 73C6-like
Exons: 1
Coding region: 52-1503 (483 amino acids)
Molecular function (GO): UDP-glycosyltransferase activity
Source: RefSeq, a predicted model, not a curated record
UAAGAUGAAGCGAAUUCCUUGUACUGUACCUCAUCAUUUCACUGCAAAAAUAUGGUUUCCGAAGCACAAAAGCCACACUUUGUCUUGUUUCCAUUGAUGGCCCAAGGCCACAUGAUCCCCAUGAUGGACAUCGCAAAGAUAUUGGUGCACCGCAAUGUUAUUGUGACUGUGGUCACAACGCCACAUAACGCAGCUCGUUUCACACCAAUCUUUGAUCGUUAUAUUGAGUCUGGCUUUCCUGUAAGAUUGGUUCAACUUCAAUUCCCAUGUGAAGAAGCUGGAGUACCAAAAGGAUGCGAGAAUCUCGAUAUGAUACCUUCACUUGCCACGGCCACAAGUUUCUUCAAAGCAGCAAACCUUCUACAACAACCAGUGGAAAAACUGUUUGAAGAGUUAACACCACCACCAAGCUGCAUCAUCUCUGAUAUGUGUUUGCCAUACACAAUCCACAUCGCCAAAAAAUUCAAUAUUCCCAGGAUUUCUUUUGGAGGAGUAGGUUGCUUUUAUCUUUUGUGUUUGCAUAAUAUACGCAUCCAUAAUGUUGGGGAGAACAUAACAUCUGAGUCCGAGAAAUUUGUUGUGCCUGGUAUCCCUGACAAAAUUGAGAUGACAAAAGCACAGGCUGGACAACCGAUGAAUGAAAGCUGGAAUCAGUUUGGUUAUGAUGUUAUGGCGGCUGAAAUGGGUACUUAUGGGGUAAUCACGAAUUCUUUUGAAGAGUUGGAGCCAGCAUAUGUAAGGGACUACAAGAAUAUCAGAGGCGAUAAAGUGUGGUGUAUAGGCCCUGUGUCACUCAUUAACAAGGAUCAUUUGGAUAAGGCUCAAAGAGGUAGGGCCUCAAUUGAUGUGUCCCAAUACUUAGAAUGGCUUGAUUGUCAGAAGCCAGGGACUGUAAUCUAUGCAUGUCUUGGAAGCCUAUGCAAUUUAACAACACCCCAAUUGAUAGAGCUUGGUUUAGCCUUGGAAGCAUCAGAAAGACCCUUCAUUUGGGUUAUCAGGGAAGGAGGUCAUUCAGAAGAAUUAGAAAAGUGGAUUAAGGAAUAUGGAUUUGAGGAAAGCACCAAUGCUAGAAGCCUUCUCAUUCGGGGUUGGGCUCCUCAAUUGUUAAUAUUAGCACACCCUGCUAUUGGAGGGUUCAUAACACACUGUGGUUGGAACUCUACAAUAGAAGCAAUAUGUGCUGGGGUGCCAAUGCUUACGUGGCCACUAUUUGCAGAUCAGUUUUUGAAUGAAAGUCUAGUGGUGCAUGUACUAAAAGUUGGAUUGAAGGUUGGGGUGGAAAUUCCACUUACAUGGGGUAAGGAAGUGGAAAUUGGUGUGCAAGUGAAGAAGAAAGAUGUUGAAAGGGCAAUAGCAAAGUUGAUGGAUGAGACAAGCGAAAGUGAAGAAAGAAGAAAAAGGGUGAGAGAGCUUGCUGAGAUGGCUAACAGAGCCGUAGAGAAAGGGGGUUCAUCAUAUUCUAAUGUGACCUUGCUUAUCCAGGAUAUCAUGCAAAAAACCUAGAGAGAUGUGUGAUAAUCUCAUUUGUCAUAAACCAAUUUGAAGUAAAAGGCAACUCAUUUGUCAUAAGUGUAGUAGAUUCGUGUGAAUGUUGGGGCAGAAGUUCCAAUGAAUUGGGGAGAGGAAGAGAAAACUGGUGUGUUGGUGAAGAAAGAGGACAUUAAGAGGGCAAUAUGCAUGCUGAUGGAUGAUGAUGGAGAAGAAAUCAAAGAGAGAAGAGAAAGGGCAACCAAACUCUGUGAGAUGGCAAAGAAAGCGGUUGAAAAAGGGGGCUCUUCUCAUCUUGAAAUGACUUGGCUUAUCCAAGACAUCAUGCAACAAUCAAGUAGCAAGGAGGAUAUAAAGUUGACACCCAAAGAGUCGCAAUUUACAUGUAGUGCAUGAUGUUGUUAAUGGUUAAUCUUGUAAAAGUUUUCUAAAUAUUUUGUUUCUUCUUAUGUAACUAUUUUUACUUAUUUGCGCGUGGGUAAUGUCAUGUUGAUUAAGUAUGUAUGGGUAUAGUCUGAUUUUGGGGGAAAUCGUACAUGUAAUGACAAUGGGAACAUAUCUUAUUUAUGAUACAAGUAUAGGCACAAUGUAUGGCAUGGCAUUUUUCUUUUAUAUAUUUCACAAAAUUAUGAAUGAAAUUGAUGGCUA